CUCGAAACAAAAGAUUUAUAAAGGUUUCGAAGCUUCAUGAAGCAGUGUUUUGAAAGCGCCCAUCACUACUAUUAAAUGCUUUCCCUCCUAAUUUCCCUUGUUGCAAUACACGUGUGGAGAGAAUGGUUUUAUUGUUUGUGGCUUUUUAUCAGGGGAAAUGCGCUCUGUGUCCACUAGGAGGCUGACUAAUGAGGCACUUACCCGGAUACAAAACAUUCGCUUCAUAUUGCGUGUUUGGUAAAAUAAAUAUUUUAUCUGUAAGGUAUUUAUAGAUCACCUCAAUUCUGUAGCGGAUCACGUUGCGCCCCGUGUGUGGGUUUUAGCCACAAGGCAAAAGCAAAUGUUUGCAUGACAUAACUGUAGUGAAGACCAGUAGUCUCCUCUGGAUUGGCCAGUUUGGCUUGCAUCUAUGAACUCGUUGGUGCCUACCACCUCGGCCGUCAGUAGCCCUGUUAGUUCCCUGGACUCCCCCCUCUCUGUCAUCAGUUCAUCCACUGGCUCUCCGGGUGUGCCAGUGACCCCUGCGGUGGGUUACGGACCCAUCAGCAACCAACAGAUUAAUUCCUCGAUGUCUGAGCUGCACACGGUUAGCAGCUCUGACGAUGUGAAGCCAUCUUUUGUUCUGAAGUCUCCAGGAGGCACUGGGCCAAUGCUGUCCCAAAAAAGACUCUGUGCCAUCUGUGGGGAUCGCUCCUCCGGGAAGCACUAUGGGGUGUAUAGCUGCGAGGGCUGUAAAGGCUUCUUUAAGCGCACAGUGAGGAAGGACCUGAGCUACAUCUGCAGAGACAGCAAAGAGUGUCUUGUGGACAAACGCCAGCGCAAUCGUUGCCAGUACUGCCGUUACCAGAAGUGCCUAGCCAUGGGCAUGAAGAGAGAGGCUGUUCAAGAGGAGCGGCAGAGGAAUAAGGACCGUGAUGGAGAUUACGACUGUAAUACUGCAGCCAAUGAGGAGAUGCCUGUGGAGAAGAUCCUGGAAGCUGAGGCAGCUGUGGAUCAUAAGACAGAAUUGCACUCUGCAAGCAGCUCUACUGGUGCCGCCAUCGACCCAGUGACAAACAUCUGCCAGGCAGCAGAUAAGCAGCUGUUUGGCCUGGUGGAGUGGGCCAAGCGCAUCCCACAUUUCUCAGAGCUGCCUCUGGAUGACCAGGUCAUUCUGCUACGUGCAGGGUGGAAUGAGCUGCUUAUUGCCUCGCUUUCUCACCGCUCCAUCGGGGUGGAGGAUGGACUUCUGCUGACUACAGGCUUGCACGUGCUCAGAGACAGGGAAAGUGCACGCAGCCCUGAGGUGGGGGCCAUAUUUGACAGAGUGCUCACUGAGUUGGUAAACAAAAUGCGAGAUAUGCAGAUGGACAAGACUGAGCUUGGAUGUCUGCGAGCCAUCAUCCUCUUUAACCCAGAUGCCAAAGGUCUGAGCAACACGAGUGAGGUGGAACUCCUGCGAGAGAGAGUGUAUGCAUCCUUAGAGUCCUACUGCAGGCAGAAAUACCCUGAGCAGCAGGGGAGAUUUGCUAAGCUCCUCCUCAGGCUGCCUGCGUUGCGCUCCAUCGGACUCAAGUGCCUGGAGCACCUUUUUUUCUUCAAGCUGAUCGGAGACACGCCCAUUGAGACGUUCCUGAUGGAGAUGCUGGAGGCUCCCCACUAGCUUUGCCCUGAGAGAGGCUGGGAGAUGACAUCACUGUGACUGCACUUUUCAAACUCAGGGGAACUUGAGCAAUUGGCCAGCCUCCAGUCCGUGAUACACUUGUUGCUAGGUUUGUCUUUUUGUAAGUGCAAAACAGAGUCUGAAAAAAAAACAACCCAAGACUUGCCAUGAACUUAGAGGAUGUUGGUGCUAUAUUUCAGUCAUAAGUCUUGAAUUCAGUUUCCUUCCUAGCUUACACGGGAUUUACAUUUUGAUAGAACCAUUUAAGGCUUUUAAAAUUGUGGAUGUUGAGCUUUAUUUGUCUGUAAGUGUGCUCCUCCAUCAUCUCGUCAGUGUGGUUUCUUUUAAUCCUUAAGGGACUAAUUUAUUCAGCUCAGACCUUAAAGGACUGACGAUACGAACAACUGAAAGAACAGUUAGAAAGAAAGAGAAAAAAAAAAACUGUUUUAAAAUCUAUAAGCUGACAUUGCUCUCCCAGUUAAGCUAGCCUGGCCAAACAUGUAUGCAAUGAAACUUAAUGCACAAACGUCUGGAGAAAAGCUCAUUAUGAUGUGCAAUUUGCAAAAUAAUGUUAGUCAAAUAUUUUGGAGUUGAUUCCAGGGAAGCUAGGUCUUACCAUGUGCUCAUAGAUAUAGAUCAUGGGUGCUUGACUGAUCUUUUACAUGCUUGAUACUUCGUACUGUGUUUUUUUUUCUCUUCCUCUUUCUUUUUUUUUCUCUCUUCUUUUCAGUUUGCAGUUUUGGUGAAAACUGAAAAAAUAACUAGGAUACUUGGUUCACUAAAUUAGCCAUGCAUUGCUUUAUGACUGCAGUGUUCCAGCCUGAAGUCUGUAAACUGCUUAUGACUUUGCUUUUUCUCUCAGUUAUUCGUUUUCAUAGUACAUGCUUGUUUUAUCACAUAUCGCAUAACCUUGUAACUUGAGUUAUGAUUCCUUAUGUAAACUGCACUAUACCAGUUCAAAUAUCAAAUAUUUGACCAAAAAGGGGUCAUAUUUGUGUAUCCUUUGGUGCUUUUAAAAGAUAUGUUUUAAUGUUACAUCCCUGAAAAAAAUGCACAUGGAGAUUUGUAAGCAAGAAACGGAUAUAUUUUAGCAAAGUUGAACAUGAGCAAUACUAAAUUUAUAAUGCAAACGUGUAUUCCCUUCUCAUUUCUGAAUGAAAAUUUGUCAAAAUUGUUCUAGUACUGUGCAAACAUUUGUUCAGGGACAGUGAAACAUGAUUGCUACAAAAAAGCAGAAAAAUUCAUAUACAUUUAUGGUGCCCUUCACUAAUAUUGGCGCCCUUGGAAAUAUGAGCAAAGAAGUCUGUGAAAAAUUGUACAUUAUUUAAACUUUUGAUUUUUUGUUAAAAAAAAUUUCACAAAAAUACUCUGCUUUCAUGGAUAUCAAACAGUUGCAAACACAAAACAGGUUUUUAUUUAUAUAUAUAUAUAUAAUAUAUAUAUGUGUGUGUAUGUCCAACAAUUAUUGGCACCUUUUUAAUCAAUACUUUGUGCUACCUCCCUUUGCCAAGAUAACAGCUCUGAGUCUUCUCCUAUAAUGCCUGAUGAGGUUGGAGAAUACAUGGCAAGGGAUCUGAGACCAUUCCUCCAUACAGAAUAUCUCCAGAUCCUUCAAAUUUCGAGGUUCAUGCUGGUGGACUCUCCUCUUCAGUUCACCCCACAGGUUUUCUAUGGGUUUCAAGUCAGGGGACUGGGAUGGCCAUGGCAGGACCUUGAUUUUGUGGUCAGUAAAGCAUUUUUGUGUUGAUUUUGAUGUAUGUUUUGGAUCACUGUCUUUUUGGAAGAUCCAAGCAUGGCCCAUUUGAAACUUUCCGGCAGAGGCAGUCAGGCUUUCAUUUAAUAUCUGAUGAUAUUUGAUAGUCCAUGAUGCCAUGUAUCCUAACAAAAUGUCCAGGUCCUCUGGCAGAAAAACAGCCCCCAAACAUUAAAAAAAAGCCACCACCAAUAUUUUGAGAUACUAGUUUUUUGAUUUCCGUAAGCUGUAAUCAUCAAGAUUAAAACAAAAAAAGGCUUUAAAUAUUUCAUUUUCUGUGUAAUGAUUCUAGAAUAUAUGUGAAAGUUCCGCUUUUUAAAUUUAAUUAUGGAAAAAAAUGAACUUUUCCAUGAUAUUAAAUUUUUAAAACCUGUACUUCAAAUGUAUUUUUCUAAUGAAUUCACAGGGGUGCCAAUAAUUGUUGCACACCUAUAAUUAACAGUUUUAUUUUGUAUGAACCAAUGUUGUGUUUGCAAUUGUUUGAUUUCCAUGAGAGCAGAGUAUUUUUGUGAUUUUUUUUUUUUAAACAAAAGAUCAAAAGGUUAAACAAUACAAUUUUUCACAGCCUUCUUUGCUCAUAUUUACCAAGGGUGCCAAUAUUAGUGGAGGGCACUGUAUAUUCCAAUCAUUGCUUUUAGUUGAUUUGUACAUCUAAAAUACAAAAAAGACCUUAGUUUGCACUGUAUUUCCUGUGAAUCCCAGUUUUCUGACUCUUUGCUCUUUUUUUUCGUAGUGAUGUUUUUUUUUUUGUUGUUUUUUUUUUUUUUUAAGAUUUCAAUUAGAUUUGUAAUCUUGCUGGUUUUUGUAAGAUCUUUGCUUUGCUGUUGUAUUUUUGUGUCCAUGCCAACAGCUUCGGGGACGAAGACCACAAAGACUUUGAAAUGCAAGUUCCCUAUUGGCAGAAAUGUUUACUACACCUUCGGGUUGUUUUGUAUGGUCCUGUACAACCACCAUCUUUACUGCAUUAGACAUGUUUGUGUCUGUCAUUGCACUAAAUUUGUCAUACAAUGAUGAUUGUAAUGAUCCUCCAUCAGGUUCUCCAUCAUUAGAGCUCAAUUUAGAGGAGCUUGAUGGCACUGCAAGUGAACCAUAUGGACACGACCCUAAAUAAAAGCUGGUGGCAUCAG
Messenger RNA from Ictalurus furcatus (blue catfish), 4522 nucleotides. It is a transcript of the gene rxrbb, whose product is annotated as retinoid x receptor, beta b. Bases 410 to 1642 code for a protein of 410 amino acids. Gene Ontology annotation, molecular function: retinoic acid-responsive element binding; nuclear receptor activity; zinc ion binding. Gene Ontology annotation, cellular component: nucleus; RNA polymerase II transcription regulator complex. The record is from RefSeq and is a predicted model, not a curated record. Lineage: Eukaryota; Metazoa; Chordata; Actinopteri; Siluriformes; Ictaluridae. The transcript has 11 exons. Gene Ontology annotation, biological process: cell differentiation; positive regulation of transcription by RNA polymerase II; response to retinoic acid.